This is a messenger RNA of Bursaphelenchus okinawaensis, 704 nucleotides long. The record is from the annotation of a GenBank genome assembly. Lineage: Eukaryota; Metazoa; Nematoda; Chromadorea; Rhabditida; Aphelenchoididae.
AUGUUGGUGCAGUAAAGACCGACUAGAGCAUGACAAAACCUACAAACUGCUGUAAAGCAACUUUUGACAAUUUCAAUGGUGUUCGGCUGUUUUGUAUUCAAUUUCCAAAGAAACUACAAAAUGAGAGGCAAUGGCUAAAAAUUAUAGUUUUGCGUUCGGUAUACUUGCUACAACUAUUAUUUGUUAAUGGUACAGAUAAUACCACCAUUGUCAAUUUUCUUCAAAUUGUAGAGAACAUCUAGUGAAUUGUCAAAACAUUAAUUCAAGGGUAACGACCAUCAAUACAAUCUACAAUUGUAGUUUAUGUUUAAGGUUAAAACAGCCACAGAUAGAGUUAAGGAUAUGGCCAAGAUCAGGGCUAUAGUUAGAACUAGAGUCAGAGUUAACGUUAUAGCCAAUAUCAAUGCUACCCCAGAGUCAGAGCCAGAACUAAGGCAAGAUCCAAAACCAGAGUUAGGGCUAUAAUCGAGGCUAGUAUCAAAGCCAAAGCCAGGGCUAAAACUAGGACCAACGCCAGAGUCAGAACCAAAGCCAGAGCCAGAGAUAGAGCCAGAAACAGAGCCAGAGUCAGGGCCAGGGUCAGGGUCAAAGCCAAAGCCAAAACCAAAUCCAGAGCCAGUGACAGAGCCAGAGCUAGAGCCACAACCAGAGCGAAAGCCCAAGCCCAAGCCAAAGCCAGAGCCAGGGUCAAGGCUAGAACAUGA